AUGGACGGUGGAGGAAAUGUGAAAGUCGUUGUCCGAGUCAGAGCCUUUCUCAAGAGAGAGCUUGAACGUCAGGCAAAAUGUCUGGUUGAAAUGGACCCCAUAACUCAGCUCACUACCCUCUCUUCACCUGACGAGCCAGACGCAGAAGCUGCAAAACUCAAGACCCGAAAGGUCAUUGAAGAAAAGAAAUUCACUUUCGACAACUCAUUCUGGAGUCACGACACUAAUGACGAGCACUAUGCCACACAGGAGGACGUUUACAACAGCUUGGGCGAGGACUUUUUGGACCACAACUUUGAGGGUUACCACACAUGUAUCUUUGCUUAUGGCCAGACCGGUUCUGGCAAGAGUUACACCAUGAUGGGCACCCCCGAUCAUCCUGGCCUGAUUCCUCGAACCUGUGAGGAUCUUUUCGAGCGUAUUGACGCUGCUCACAGCGAGAACUCCAACGUUGCUUACAACGUCCGCGUCUCUUACUUUGAAGUAUACAACGAGCACGUUCGCGACCUUCUGGUACCACCUCAGACACAAAAGGCGCUCAACUAUCUCAAAAUUCGCGAAUCCCCCACCGAAGGCCCAUACGUCAAGGAUCUCACCGAGGUGCCCGUGCGGAACAUCAACGAGAUUCUGCGUUACAUGAAACUGGGCGAUACGUCCCGUACGGUAGCAAGCACAAAGAUGAAUGAUACCAGUAGUCGAAGUCACGCCGUCUUCACUAUCAUGCUGAAGCAGAUUCACCACGACAUGGAAACUGAUGAGACAACAGAGCGGAGCUCUCGUAUUCGAUUGGUGGAUCUGGCUGGUAGUGAGAGGGCGAAAGCCACCGAAGCAACUGGUGCACGACUGCGUGAAGGAAGUAACAUCAACAAGUCCCUGACCACUCUUGGACGUGUCAUUGCUGCCCUCGCAGACCCCAAAUCAUCCAGAGCUGGAAAACGAAGAGACGUCGUCCCGUACCGUGACUCCAUCCUCACGUGGCUUCUCAAAGACUCACUGGGCGGAAACAGCAAGACAGCCAUGAUUGCAUGCAUUGCCCCUUCGGACUACGACGAGACCCUGUCGACGUUGCGAUACGCCGACCAGGCCAAACGAAUUCGAACCAGGGCCGUGGUCAACCAGGACCACAUUUCCACAGCCGAACGAGAUGCGCAGAUUGCUGCUAUGGCGGAGGAGAUUCGAAUCUUGCAACUCUCUGUUUCCGACUCGAGGCAGCGCGAGAAGAACGCCAAGGAGGCCGAGGAGAAACUGGAGGAGUACCAAACUCAUGUCAACUCCAUGCAACGUAUGAUGGAGGAGCGUAGCAUGGUGGCCGAGAGCAAGAUCAAGAAGCUCCAGACAGAAAAUGAGGCUCUAAAGCUGCACUUGAAACUUGCUAUCGAGAGUCUCAAGAACCCCAUUCCCAUUGUUCCCGUCAAGACGGAGGGUGAGCUCGAUGAGCUUGACAAGGAAAAUGCCUCGGAGUAUGGCGAGGACGAAGACGACUACGACUCGGAGAGCACAGCAUACGGCGACGAGGACGAGUUGCAAGAGGAGAUGCACCGAUAUCUCCAGGACAUGGGCAAUCUGAGAAAGUUGAUGACGGCAGAUCUUACGAGGUUCAAGACCGAGAACGGCGCUAGGAUGCCACUGGGCACGAAAGAGUUCUAA
Molecule: messenger RNA, 1647 nt
Organism: Fusarium graminearum PH-1
Lineage: Eukaryota; Fungi; Ascomycota; Sordariomycetes; Hypocreales; Nectriaceae
Exons: 2
Coding region: 1-1647 (548 amino acids)
Biological process (GO): microtubule-based movement; mitotic spindle organization
Molecular function (GO): microtubule motor activity; ATP binding; microtubule binding
Source: RefSeq, a predicted model, not a curated record